AUGCUUGAAUUAUUUUUGCAGAAAGUAACAUUUUUUUUCCUUAAUCUAUCCUUUUGACUAGGUACNUUUAAAAAUAAGUUCAUUACUGAAAAAGAAAAAAUUCAACUCAAAGAAUUUAUUAUCGCUCAAGAUGAUUUCCUCACAUAAUAUUUUGAUUAAUAUGAGAGAAAUGAUAUUACAGAAUAAGAAUUGAGAGAAGUAUUUUCAUCAAUUUUAUUUAGAAAUUAAUCAAAUUGGUAAGGGCAGAUUUAUUUAAAGACACUAAUUUUAAGCGAAAUUGA
Molecule: messenger RNA, 281 nt
Organism: Paramecium sonneborni
Lineage: Eukaryota; Ciliophora; Oligohymenophorea; Peniculida; Parameciidae
Source: the annotation of a GenBank genome assembly